CCGUACAUACUUUUUAGUGUCGGUUACGCUUGCUUGCAAUAUGGGCUUCACACAAUUUUUAUUUUAAUUUUCUGCUUUACGGGAGUUUUAUCCAAUUCUACAAAUAUUUCAAAACGCGGUGAGAAUGAGGCACAACCCUUCAUAGAGAUCGGUAGUAAAUUUUAUUUAAUAAAUACUGCUGCUACGAUGAAUUGGUUUGGUGCGGCGCUUUAUUGUCGCAACUUUGAUAGUGAUUUGGCCGUUAUCGAGUCGCCAGCUGAGAUGAAUGCACUAAGUUUCUAUUUAACCACGAAUGACGGUCACAUUGGUAAAUAUUUUUGGCUUGGUGUCACCGACUUGGCGGAAGAGGGUAAAUUUAUGUCACUCAAAGACGGACGUCCAAUGCUCUAUGCUAAAUGGUCAGGUGGUCAACCAGAUAACGCCGGUCAAAAUGAAGAUUGUGUACAUCUUUGGGCCGUUAAUAAUAUAUUUCAUAUGAACGAUAACGAUUGCAUGGCUAAGCUUUAUGCCAUCUGUGAGUUGCGACAACCAAGGAAGAGUUGCGACGUGUGUGAUUUGAAAAAUUUUAUUGAUAGAUUCAUGCAACAUACAAAUGUUCUAAACUGUCGAAAUUAGUUAAAGAGCAGAACCAAUUAAUAAGAUCAUUUUUAAUAACGA
Bactrocera oleae (olive fruit fly) is the source of this 657-nucleotide messenger RNA. Its product is annotated as C-type lectin 37Db. The record is from RefSeq and is a predicted model, not a curated record. Gene Ontology annotation, molecular function: signaling receptor activity. NCBI's taxonomy places the organism in Eukaryota, Metazoa, Arthropoda, Insecta, Diptera, Tephritidae.